CAUUAGUCCCCAUAUUUCACAAACAAGUCCACAUUUGACUCUUUUUAACUACGGCAAAACACCAGAGAUCUCUCAAUAUCUUUCAGUUCCGUUCGCCGAUUUGCUUCCGCCGCUGCUCGCCGCCGCCGCCGAUUAAAUCUAGGGUCAACAGCUGUUUGUGAUAACAACUUCUAUCUAUUACGCUGGAUUGUGUGAAGUGACUCUACUUGAUGACAAUGUUACGGACUGCAAAGAAGUUUUGACCUUGAGGUUGAGUUUUAGGAAGGUUGUAGCUCUUUGCGAGGAUCAAAUGUUAUCUGAAAAGGGAAAGAUCAGGGUAAAUCAUUAGAAGUCCUCAGUUAGGAUUACUAAAGCGAGAUUAGCUAAAGCACAUCUGUCCUAUUGGCUAGGGUCUUCUGCUACCCAACUGCUAGAUCAAUGUUCACCUUUAAAAAAUCUAAAUAAUAUCAGUUAUUACUCAUUUCUUUUUAAAACAUCCUACUGAGAAUGAAGUGUGCCGGUGUGAUUGAAAGUGCCUACUUGGUUGCUGUUUCAUGGAUCUGAAGUCUCCUUAUGGGGUAAAACCUAAGAUGGAUAGAGAUUUUGAGCAAAAUAACUUUGAACAAGCUCGUUAUAGUUCUAUAGACACUAGAGCAGAGGUCAUUGGUUCUUCAAACCAGAAAUUUUUCCAGGAUCCAUCAAGUUCUAUCAAUACAGACAUAAGACCUCCUGAUUUCACUAUACCAGUUGCAGCUAGACCUGUAAUGAACUAUUCCAUUCAGACUGGCGAGGAGUUUGCUCUGGAAUUCAUGCGCGAAAGAGUUAACCCAAAGCAGAACCUCAUUCCUCAUGCUUCAGGGGGUACUGCUGGUGCAACUUCUUGUAUGGACCUGAAGGACAAAAGUGGAAUAUCUCAUACAGGUUCUGAAAGUGGAUCAGAUAUCGCCAUGAUCACCUCAGUUGGAAAAACUCGAGUUCAACAUCACGGGAGGUCUACUUCUGUAAAUGAAGGUAUAAGCAACCAUCAAGCUGUGCAAACUGAAACUAGAGCCUUAUCAAGAAAUAACAACAUUCAUGGAAUUCAAAGUCAAAUGUCUUCUAGAUCUAGUACAUUAACAAAGUUGAAGUUCCUCUGCAGUUUUGGUGGUAGAAUUAUGCCUCGUCCAAGUGAUGGGAAACUUAGAUAUAUUGGAGGUGAUACGCACCUCGUCCGUUUAAGAAAUGAUGUUUCUUGGGAGGAAUUCUGGCAAAAGAUGUUAACUUUAUUUAACAAUUGUCACACAAUAAAAUAUCAGCUUCCUGGUGAGGAUCUUGAUGCAUUAGUGUCAGUUUCUUGUGAUGAAGACUUGCAGAAUAUGAUAGAGGAAUUUAAUGUAUUAGAAGGUGAUGGAUCACAAAAAUUGCGUACAUUUCUCUUUUCUUACAGUGACUUGGAUGAUUCUCUGGCUGGUUUGGAGAAUAUUGAAGGAGAUCCAGAAAUGCAGUAUGUUAUUGCUGUAAAUAACAUGGACUUUGGUUCAAGAAGAAACUCCACUGCUCUGGCAAGCACUUCAGAAAAAAACCUGGAUGAGUUUCUGAGUGCAACAAUUGCUGGGGAGGAUGGUCAAGUUGCUAGGCAUGUGGCAGGGGCUGAUACUUCUGAUCCAGUCAUUGGCAUGCCUCUAACAAGUCAAUCUGCUCAUGAAGGGGUAUCAAUUUCAUCACAUAGAAUACUUGGGUCAAACUUGGGGCAUGACUCCAAUCAACUAGAAUACUUGGGUCAAACUGUACAUCAUGGUGGCACUGAAUGGCAACCUUUACCCUCUUCCAUACCAGUUGACAACUUUCCAGGUGUAGGUGGCAAAAACCUGGUUCUUCCAUCUAAGCAAGUGCAGUAUAACCAUGGUUAUCAACUACCCAACUCUUCACAACUUACAAAUAACUUUCUUAUAAGUUCGAGUCAUGGUUACAUGAACUGGAAAGGAGGCAUCGAUCCCAAGCAGUCUUACGAGAGCUCACAUAUGAAUGACCAAGAAUCACAUGCCACAGUAGUGAAUCUGAAAAGAGAUAACUAUCCCCGGGAGAUUUUUGAACUUAGUAAAGCAAAACCUCGAGAGAAGGAAGUGCCUGAGGAGGGAAAUAUAAAGGUAGAAAGCUCUUUUCAGAAAAUAAAUGAGCCUGAAAAAUUGUGGCCUUUGGAAUGCAAAAAAGUUGUUUCCUCGAACCCACUGAAUGAUUCCGCCUCAAGUCACGUUUCUAGAGUUGAAGUUCCGAAUUUCACUGCUUCGGCAGUUGUUGGAAACGAUGUUAUGCAAUCUAAAAUUAAUGAGAAGAGUCAGGAAGAAGUUCAGAGUUCAGCAUCUCCUGUUGCUGUUCAGGAAGAAAAACUUGAUAGGUUCACAGAAGAUGGCUUCUCCGGAUCUGGUAGAAUAUCAAAUUCUGGCUAUGGAGACUCGGGGGCAAACCCACAUGACAUUAGCUACGAACAACCAUCGAUUCCUCCACGAACUUUUCGCUCUGAAUGGAUACCCAGGGAACAGCCCGGCCUUAAUCGUUUAUCCAAAUCUGAUGAUUCUGCUGCCUCGCAAUUCAUAAUGGCCCAUGCAUAUUCUGAAGGCUCACAACAGAUCAUAGAAUCCGUUAAUAAAUUGAACGAUGGGAAUGUGGCUCCCCAGACUGAGCAUUUUGUACCUUCUGGAAGAUCUUUGUCUGCUAAUCUACAUGCUACUGCAGAUAAAGGGGUAAAACUUCAGGAAUCACAAGGGUUAAGUGUCAGUGCCAGAGAAGUUGAUACCAAGUUUAGUGGAGAACUUUCUGAAGCAAAUUAUAAGCCUGAGCUGAAAGCUGCAACUUAUGCAGAGAAAGUGAAAUCUGGACUAAGUGAUCCUAUCUUAAGUAAUAAUAUCCAGGCUGAGUCUGCUUCCAGGAAGACAGAGCUUCAUUGGGGCGAUGCAUCUUCACAUAGAGCCGAGGGAAAUGAAGAAGCAGAGCAACUAAACUCUUUGGCUGAGAAAGAGUGUCAGGUUGGAGCAGCAGUCUCCACAGGGAUACCCUCUGGUACUGUUGGUACACUUGAGCAUGGAAGCAUUCUUUUUGACAUUAAUGACCGCUUUCCCCAUGAUUUUCUCGCUGAUAUAUUUUCCAAAGCCAAGCUUAUGGAUGCCUCACCAGUACCUGCCCCACUGUACAGUGAUGGAACUGGUCUGAGCUUGAAUAUGGAGAACCAUGAACCAAAGAACUGGUCCUUUUUCCAAAAGAUAGCUCAAGGUGAUUUUGAUAGACGAAAUGUCUCUUUGAUGGAUCAGGAUCAUCUUUGUGUGUCUUCUACUCGUGCAAAUGUUGAUGAUGGGGUGUCUAUGGAUUAUGGCUAUCCUCCUUUCAAGGGUGAUGGAGCAAUGAUAGAUCAUAUGGACUCUCAGCUCAAUAUUGAAGCUGAAUUCCAGCAAGCAUCUCCUGAAAUUGUUGUCCCAGACACCAUGGAUUUGCCUUCUGGGUACAACCCUUCUCAAAUCACUGACGUUGAAAGUAUGCAGUAUGAUGUUGAAUUGAGUUCAAAAGUACCUGAAUCGGGUUAUCAGGAUGAGAACCAAGGAGCUCAGAAUGCUGGCUUUCCGCUUACCAAUCUCCCGCUUGGAGACUUUGAUCCCAGCUCUUUGCAGAUAAUCAGUAAUGAAGAUCUUGAAGAGUUAAAGGAAUUAGGUUCUGGAACAUUUGGGACCGUAUAUCAUGGAAAAUGGAGAGGGACUGACGUUGCCAUCAAGAGAAUUAAAAAAAGCUGUUUCACAGGUCGGUCAUCAGAGCAGGAGAGAUUGACUGUGGAGUUUUGGCGUGAAGCUGAAAUUCUUUCAAAACUUCAUCAUCCCAAUGUGGUGGCAUUUUAUGGUGUAGUGAAAGAUGGGCCAGGAGGGACUCUUGCCACAGUAGCAGAGUUCAUGGUGAAUGGUUCUCUUAGACAUGUUUUACUUUGCAAGGACAGACACCUUGAUCGUCGCAAGAGGCUCAUAAUUGCAAUGGAUGCUGCAUUUGGAAUGGAAUAUUUGCACUCGAAGAAUAUUGUGCAUUUUGAUCUGAAAUGUGACAAUUUGCUUGUCAACUUAAAGGAUCCUUCUCGACCCAUUUGUAAGGUGGCUGAUUUUGGGCUGUCAAAAAUCAAGAGAAAUACCUUGGUUACUGGUGGUGUCAGGGGAACGCUUCCAUGGAUGGCUCCAGAGCUAUUGAAUGGUGGAAGUAAUAAGGUUUCCGAGAAGGUAAGCUUUCAAUUCCUCUUUUACGUUUAAAACUUCAAAUGUGAA
Solanum lycopersicum (tomato) is the source of this 4250-nucleotide messenger RNA. The record is from RefSeq and is a predicted model, not a curated record. NCBI's taxonomy places the organism in Eukaryota, Viridiplantae, Streptophyta, Magnoliopsida, Solanales, Solanaceae.